Prorocentrum cordatum is the source of this 303-nucleotide messenger RNA. The record is from the annotation of a GenBank genome assembly. NCBI's taxonomy places the organism in Eukaryota, Dinophyceae, Prorocentrales, Prorocentraceae.
AAAUGGCCCCUUCGUUCCUUCUUUGGCGUUCCCACUGGUAGUGCCAUGACGGUAUGCCGAUGUGUUUCUUCCUCGACCAUCGCGUGCCUGGACGGCCUGCCGACCAAGGAGGUGGGCGACCCGAAGGGCCUCAAGAGCAAGGCGUGCGCCGUGUGCCUCGACAACUUCGCGCGCGGCGACUCGGUGAAGAUACUGCCGUGCGGCGACGUCUUCCACACCCGGCCGGCCGGCGCCUGCAUGGAGCAGUGGGGCCAGGCCAGCGGUCUCUGCAAGACGUGCGGGAAGCCGUGGCGGCCGGGGUGA